UUUCAGAAUUUUCAUUAGUCGAUUCGAUAGCCAGUUAUACUUUGAUUUUAUUGCAAAUCUGCUGAGUGAUAAAAAUCAAUUCAACAUACGCUCAUUUUCCGGUAAUAUAACUGGCUAAACUCCAUGCUCUACACAAACAAACAAUUAAUUUCAUUUGUUUAUCGAUCAAAACGUUAUCUCCUCAAAAGUUAAUGUUCUGAUAAGAGUAAGUUGAAACGGUUUUUUGCUUCACAAUCUUUAGUGGAAAGUGAAUGUCAAGCAUCUCCGAUAUCCAUUUACUAUUUGCUUUUUCUGUCGAAAAUUGCAUUCAUUAUUCGACCUAUCGAUUAGUUGACAGUAAAAAGUGAUUGAAAUGAGCCAUUCGACGUUGGUAAUUGACACGAAUUCUGGUCCGGUUCGUGGCAUCAAGAGAACAACAAUCUUAGGGGAUGACUACCUAAGCUUUCAAAGCAUACCGUAUGCCAAACCACCGAUAGGAUCAUUGAGAUUUCGGGAUCCCGUACCCAUUGAACCUUGGAGUGAACCAAUCGAUGGGACUAUCCAAGGACCGCCGUGUUGGGCUUUCGAUAAAGUCUAUCAGCAGACUAUGGGCGAUGAAAAUUGUCUGCAUUUAAAUGUUUUCACUAACGAUGUUCAUCGCAAAAGAGAUGGCAGUGUUUAUAUGAAAUGCAAGAAACGGAGACCGGUCAUGGUGUACUUGUAUGGGGGAGGUUUCAUGUGGGGAUCAAGUGGAAUCGAAAUGUAUGGCCCCGAUUAUUUGAUGCAGAAGGACGUCGUAUUUGUGUCGCUCAAUUACCGUGUAGGAGCAUUCGGUUUUCUCAGCAUCAAAAAUCCCAAACUAGCGGUACCAGGUAAUGCAGGCUUAAAAGAUCAGGCGAUGGCUCUCAAAUGGAUUAAGAAUAACAUCCAAUGCUUCGGUGGAGAUCCAAAUAACAUAACGCUAUUCGGUGAAAGUGCAGGUGGAUGUUCUGUUCACUACAUGAUGAUGUCAGACCUCGCUAAAGACUUGUUCAGCAAGGCCAUCUUAAUGUCUGGUUGUGGUUUGAACAACUGGUCAAUCGUUGCCGAUACGAAUUCAUAUAAAAAGUUGGCUGCUUUAUUAGGAUGGGACGAAACGGGUGGCGACGAAAAGGCCUUGGAAGUACUACAGAAUGCUGAUCCGGCCGAUAUUGCAAAACUGCAAAUGGUUUUGACGACAUCCGAAGACGAUAAGAAGCAAAAUCUAUUUGUAUUCGGACCCGUUGUCGAGCCUUAUGUGAGUGAACAAUGUGCUCUUCCGGCGACACCUUUAGAGUUGGAAAGAUACUCUUGGGGCAAAAAAAUCCCAUUAUUAAUUGGAGGAACGUCCGAUGAUGGCCUGUAUUUGUAUCGCCAAACGGUAGAUAAUCCAAAGUCCUUGAAUCAUAUCACUUCAUAUCCGGAGUAUUUGGUUCCGGUUGACAUGGGACAUGCGAUUAAUAGUGAAACAUGUAAAGAGAUUGGAACGAGGAUAAAGAAGUUCUAUUUUGGGGACAAGGAACCUUCGAUGGAUACACUUCUGGAAUUCAUUGACCUUGUAACGGACAAAUGGUUCUGGCAUGGUCUACAUCGCACAAUUUUGGCACGCAUAAGUGAUGAUCGCAGUGGACCAACAUACGUCUAUCGAUUCAACUUUGAUUCAGACACAUUCAAUCACUACAAAAUUAGAGUCUGUGGCAAAGGAGUUCGCGGAUCAUGCCAUGCGGAUGAUUUGUCCUAUAUUUUUCGAAAUAUCUUCGUAGAAUCGAUUCAACUAGAUAGUGCAGAAUGGUUGACAAUUUCCAGAAUGAUUGGUAUAUGGACAACGUUUGCCGAAUUGGGUAAUCCUAAUGAUUCUCUCAUCGAGCCGAUUGAUUGGAAGCCGGUUCAGUCUAUCGACAAAUACAUGUGUUUAAAUAUUUCGACCGAUUUGUCGUACAUAGAGUUGCCGGAGAAAAAACGAAUGGAAUUCUGGGACAGUUUGUACGAAAAAGAUAAAUUGAUUUGAUUUUUUGUUUGAUAAUAAAUCUUAACUUCUCGUGACUGUGGCUUUGAA
Messenger RNA from Bradysia coprophila, 2053 nucleotides. Its product is annotated as esterase B1-like. The record is from RefSeq and is a predicted model, not a curated record. NCBI's taxonomy places the organism in Eukaryota, Metazoa, Arthropoda, Insecta, Diptera, Sciaridae.